UUUUUGAUCGAUUUUUAUGACAAUAGUGUGUAAAAUAAGAUUUCCUUUGCCUCACAAAUAGAUUAAAAAGUCUUUGAAAACUAGUAGUUUUUAAAAACUAGAGUUUACAUUCAAUUUGUUGCCUAUAGAUUCGCUCCCCGGCCACCACUGGUCAAGAAUCGCAAGACAUCCCUGCCCUGUAAACUCGUUUCUAUACAAACCACUAGUAAAACGGAAAACACGUCGACCGACAGCGAGGGUCGGAGGAGGGCUUCGGCCGGUAUUAUACGCCAAAAGAGUUUCGAAGACAUCGAAGAAGACAUCACUUAUAAUCAAAUGGAGUUAUCGGAAAGGAGACGAAGAAACUCUUUGGAAAACAAGACGAUAUCGACGGAUGUGCUGCGCAAACAGUACCGCGAGUUAUGGCAACUGAGGGCCACCUUCGAGGCCGAGGAGUUGGACACAUCGGACGGGUUGGCGGGUGCCGGCGAUCGCACGCCACCACCCAAUCAGCAACAAAAGCUCAUCAAAAACGACUCCGGUAUUCAUAUUAGUCCAUACGAUGCCAUUACGAGCGCCUGUGCUGUCGAU
Oppiella nova is the source of this 570-nucleotide messenger RNA. The record is from the annotation of a GenBank genome assembly. NCBI's taxonomy places the organism in Eukaryota, Metazoa, Arthropoda, Arachnida, Sarcoptiformes, Oppiidae.